AUGCAUCCAGUAUCUUCUGAGAGGAGGCAGUCCUUCAAGGACGUGGCUGUGACCUUCACCAAGGAGGCGCUGGGACUGCUAGACUUGGCUCAGAGGAAGCUGUACCAUGAAGUGAUGCUGGAGAACUUCUGGAACUUGGUCUCCAUGGGAUAUCAACCCUUCACAUUAGAUAUAAUACUCCAGUUGGGGCGAGAAGAGCAGCUUUGGGUGAUGGAGCCAGACACCCGCGGAGACGAGUGUUCAGGACACAGGAAUCAAAAUGAAAUAGAGACUCUUCAAGAAGUAGAACUAAGACACCUUUUGCAUGAAGGCCUUAUGUGUGGGCAGAUAUGGGAACAAACACAAAUAAAUAACCAGGACUCAAUAAUAGGUCUGCAAGGCAAGAAGUCCAGAUUGCUAAAACAAGUUGAUUCCUCCUGUUGGGUGCGGGCAGGAGAAUCUGCUGAGGUUGCUGAAGAUGAGAACUGUGUGGGAAAGCUUCAAGGGGAGAGUUUUAAUAGUGUCAGCAAUCAAGAGCUUCAAAUUCAGACCUCCUGAGAUUUCUGGAGGAAAAUGGAUCUGAGAGAUCAGAAUUAUUAGAGUAGGUAUCAGCAAAUUGACAUAAAAAAUAAACUGUGACCAUGUGAUCAUUGCAUCAUGAGAAUGAUUCAUCAUCAUGGUGAUCAGGAAAUACACAAAAGCAAGAUGGCAUUUGGCAACAAUAAUUGUGGAAAAGACUUUGUGAGGAACACAUCCCAGCAUAGCAUCAUCCACUCAGAAGGUCAGAUCUCUGGUGAGAAUGGAAAAGGCAUCAACCUUGGCUCUGAUCUUGAACUUCAGCAGCAGCUGCAAGUAGGAGAGGAACCCCAUGUUAGUGAGUAUGGGAAGGGCUUGGGUCAGAGCUCACAUAUGCAAACCCACCAGAGAGCCAACCCAGGGGAGAAAGCUUACAGAUGUCUAGUGUGUGCUGACUGCUUCAAUCAGAACUCCUCCCUUCCUGCUGAUGAGCCCAUUCACCCCAGGGUGGAUCUGUAUAGAUGUGGCAGGUAUAGGAAGGGAUUCAGUCAUGUCUUAGACCUCAACAGUUGCUGUGUGGACAACACUGAAGAGAAAUCUUGGAAAUGUGAACUGUGUGGUAAAGGCUUCAAUAAGAUAUCACAACUUCAAGCCCAUCAAACAGCCUAUCCUGAAGACAAAACAUCCAAAUGGAAGACAUGUGACAGGAUGUUCAGCCAGUGUUCUGGUCCUCUUCAGAAAGUUCACACUGGAGAGAAGCCAUAUAAAUGUGAGGUAUGUGGGAAAGACUUCAGUAAGGCCUUAUACCUUCAAGCCCACAGAAUCCAUACCAGGGAGAAGCCCUACAAAUGUGAUGUAUGUGAUAAGAACUUCAGCUGGAAUUUCCAUCUUUAGGCCCAUCAGAGAGUGCACACAGGAGAGAAACUAAAAUGUGAUAUGUGUGGCAAGGACUUCAGUUAGAUUUCCCAUCUUCAGGCCCAUCAGAGAGUCCACAUAAGGGAGAAACCCUACAGAUGUGAUACGUGUGGGAAAGGCUUCAGUCAGAGCUCACAUAUUCAAGACCACCAGUGGGUCCACACCCGAGAGAAACCCUACAUGUGCGAUGUGUGUGGGAAUGGUUUCAGUUGGAACUCGCAUCUUCAAGCCCAUCAGAGAGUCCAUACAGGGGAGAAACCCUACAAAUGUGAAGAAUGUGGGAAAGGCUUCAUCUGGAACUGAUGCCUUCACAUUCAUCUGAGUAUCCACACAGGAGAGAAACCCUGUAAGUGCAGCAUGUGUGGGAAGAGCUUCAGUCAGAACUCCCAUCUUCAUUGGAGGGUCCAUACAGGAGAGAAACCCUACAGAUGUUUUGACUGUGGUAAGGGCUUUAGCAAGAGUUCUUGUCUUCAGGUUCAUCAGAGAGUCCAUAGUAGUGAUCAGUCCAGUACACAUGACAAGUGA
Molecule: messenger RNA, 1935 nt
Organism: Cervus elaphus (red deer)
Lineage: Eukaryota; Metazoa; Chordata; Mammalia; Artiodactyla; Cervidae
Gene: ZNF233
Product: zinc finger protein 233
Biological process (GO): negative regulation of transcription by RNA polymerase II
Molecular function (GO): DNA-binding transcription repressor activity, RNA polymerase II-specific
Source: RefSeq, a predicted model, not a curated record